Helianthus annuus (common sunflower) is the source of this 2341-nucleotide messenger RNA. Its product is annotated as transmembrane 9 superfamily member 1. Gene Ontology annotation, cellular component: membrane. Gene Ontology annotation, biological process: protein localization to membrane. Lineage: Eukaryota; Viridiplantae; Streptophyta; Magnoliopsida; Asterales; Asteraceae. The transcript is spliced from 12 exons. The record is from RefSeq and is a predicted model, not a curated record. The coding region runs from base 134 to 1912 and encodes 592 amino acids.
UGACUGUGUGAAUUGUAAUUUGCAAGUAAAUUAUAUAACACACGAACUACAAAACUAUCAAGACUUGAAACCCUCACGCAGAUCGAACACACAUUCAUCUUCACAUUCGCAACCGCAAUCGCCGGCGAUCCCGAUGCGGCCCUCCGUCAGAUCCUCCGCCGUUGCAGCACUCUUCGUCACCGUUCUCCUCUUUGCAUCGCCGGUGUUCGGUUCCGAUUAUGAUCACAAGUAUCAAUCAGAUGAAAAAGUUACCCUUUGGGUGAAUAAAGUUGGGCCUUACAAUAAUCCUCAAGAAACAUACAAUUUCUACAGUCUUCCGUUUUGUCGUAAAGAUGAUCAUGCUCAAGCUGCACACAAGUGGGGCGGUCUGGGUGAAGUAUUGGGUGGAAAUGAGCUUAUUGACAGCCAAAUGGACGUCAAGUUUCAAAAGAAUGUGGAUAAAACGACUGUUUGCGAGCUGGAACUUGAUGAUUCAAAAGCCAUGCAGUUUAAACAGGCUAUUGAGAAUAACUACUGGUUUGAAUUAUUCAUGGAUGACCUGCCACUGUGGGGUUUUGUGGGUGAGUUACACUCUGAUAAGAACAGCGAUAGCAAGCAUAUGCUAUUCACACAUAUGAAUAUCACCAUACAAUACAACAAAGACCAGAUCAUUCACGUUAAUCUAACUCAAGAAAACCCAAAACCUUUGGAAGCUGGUAAAACACUGGACAUGACAUAUUCAGUAAAGUGGACUGAAACUAAUGUCACAUUUGCUCGCCGUUUUGAUGUUUACCUGGAUUACCAUUUUUUUGAGCAUCAGAUUCAUUGGUUCUCCAUAUUCAAUUCUUUUAUGAUGGUUAUCUUUCUGACCGGGUUGGUCUCAAUGAUACUGAUGCGGACUCUUAGAAAUGACUACGCAAAAUACGCCAGAGAAGACGAUGAUCUCGAAACCCUGGAAAGAGAUGUCAAUGAAGAAUCUGGUUGGAAACUUGUUCAUGGAGAUGUUUUCAGGCCACCUCGUAAUUUGGUUUUGCUGUCUGCGGUUGUUGGGACAGGUGCCCAAUUGGCACUAUUGAUUCUUCUCGUCAUCGUGUUUGCAAUUAUUGGAAUGCUGUAUGUCGGACGAGGAUCAAUUGUAACAACAUUUAUAGUUUGCUAUGCUCUCACUUCUUUUGUUUCUGGCUAUGUGAGUGGUGGGAUGUACUCACGCAAUGGCGGGAAAACUUGGAUAAAGUCAAUGAUCCUGACUGCAUCACUUUUUCCAUUUUUGUGCUUUGGAAUCGGUUUCAUACUCAACACUAUCGCAAUAUUCUACGGAUCUCUAGCAGCAAUUCCAUUUGGCACAAUGGUGGUAGUUUUCGUCAUUUGGGCUUUUAUUUCCUUCCCUCUUGCUCUUCUUGGCACAGUUGUUGGAAGAAACUGGAGUGGGGCCCCCAACAACCCGUGUCGUGUGAAAACUAUUCCGCGCCCGAUUCCUGUGAAGAAGUGGUAUCUCACACCGUCUGUAGUUUCACUCAUGGGAGGACUGCUUCCUUUUGGCAGCAUUUUCAUUGAGAUGUACUUCGUUUUCACUUCAUUUUGGAAUUACAAGGUGUACUAUGUGUACGGGUUUAUGCUACUUGUAUUUCUGAUUCUUAUAAUUGUGACUGUGUGUGUGACAAUUGUGGGGACAUAUUUCUUGCUAAAUGCUGAGAAUUACUAUUGGCAAUGGACUUCAUUCUUCUCUGCGGCGUCUACAGCUAUUUACGUCUACUUGUAUUCCGUAUAUUACUACUAUGUCAAGACGAAGAUGUCUGGCUUCUUCCAAACCAGCUUCUACUUUGGAUACACUGCUAUGUUCUGCCUUGGGUUAGGAAUUCUAUGUGGAGCUGUUGGUCACCUGGGCUCAAACCUGUUCGUCAGAAGGAUCUACAGGAACAUCAAGUGCGACUAAGUCACAUUCACAGGAAAAACACCGCCCACAGUGGACCCCGAUCUUUGUAGUAAACAGCGAAUACCGAUUGGAAGCUUGCAUCAGGUAUGUGAACCCGAAGGCCCGGGCAGUGAUAAUUUAGUAGUAUACCUAACUCCUGAGAUUGAGGGAGGUUUGAUAAGUUUUUGUUCCUUCCUUUUCAUGGAGUGUAGAAAAAACUUAGAUGAGAAAUUUAAAUUCAGAGGUUGUUUUAUGAUCCAGAAAAAAAGGGCUACUUUGGUUCCACAUAUGUUUUUUUUUUGUUUUUGUCUUCUGUAGUGUGGAUUUUGCUUCGAGUUUGCGGUUGUCUUUGAACAAGUGGUGGGGAGGGGGUACAUUUAUGUGCUUGUGAGCUUUUGUGCAAAACAGAUGAUGUUUAUUAUAUAUACUUGUUCUAUUCAUUUAGUCCAA